This is a messenger RNA of Nicotiana tabacum (common tobacco), 1011 nucleotides long. The record is from RefSeq and is a predicted model, not a curated record. Lineage: Eukaryota; Viridiplantae; Streptophyta; Magnoliopsida; Solanales; Solanaceae.
AUGGUGUGGAAUUGGGUGUCAAAUAAUUGGUAUUUAGUGUUGGUGAAUGGGCAAUCUUCAGGGUUCUUCAAGUUUACAAGGGGUGUGAAGAAAGGGGAUCCUUUAUCUCCAGCCUUGUUCAUAUUGUCAGCUGAGCUACUAUCUAGAUUAUUGAAUAAGCUCUUUGAAGAUAAAUCCUUUAUUGGAUUUGGGAUGCCUAAGUGGUCUGAACAUCUGAACCAUUUGGCUUAUGAUGAUGACACCAUAAUCUUUGCUUCUGCUCAUUGUCUAUCAUUGAGAAAAAUUACGGUAGUGUUGGGGAAAUAUGAGAAGAUAUCCGGCCAAAUGAUCAGCAAACCCAAGAGCUCCUAUUAUAUAUACUCUAAGGUGGCACAUGGUCUAUUUCAGGCAGUAGGGGAUAGUACUGGAUUUCCAAGAGGAGGGUGGCUAGGUUUUAGGUCCCUCAAAGAUGUCUCAAGGGCAUUGUUUGCUAAGCUAUGGUGGAGAUUCAGGACUACAAAGUCUUUGUGGUCCAAUUUUAUGUGGAACAAGUACUGCAUGAAGGAGUUACCCACGGUUGUUCAAUUUAGAAAGGGGUCAAAGGUUUGGAAGCAAAUACUGAAUGCUAGGGAGGAGGUUGAACAUGAUAUUCUGUGGGAGAUGAAGAGUGGGACAACUAACGUAUGGCAUGAAAAUUGGACAGGACUGGGAGCACUAUAUCAUGUAUUACCUGAAGAUUUUCCUAUCAAUGAGGACCUUCAAGAAGCAGCACAAUUGAGGCAAGAAGAAGCAUGGAAUGAUCAGUUGUUUGAUCAAAGCUUCACUGAGGAAAUUACUAAUCAUAUUAGGUCCAGUGUGCAAUAUGAGGGCAGUGAGGACUACUGGGACGGACAAUAUUGGAUGCCAAUCCCCUCAGGCAAGUUUAGUGUUAGUAGUGCUUGGCAAAUGCUAAGGCAUAGAGCUGAUACAAAUCAAGAGUACAAGUUAAUGUGGAUUAAAGGUGUGCCAUUCAAGAUAUCUUUCUUCUUGUAG